This is a messenger RNA of Dicentrarchus labrax (European seabass), 505 nucleotides long. It is a transcript of the gene meig1, whose product is annotated as meiosis/spermiogenesis associated 1. Gene Ontology annotation, cellular component: nucleus. The record is from RefSeq and is a predicted model, not a curated record. Bases 141 to 407 code for a protein of 88 amino acids. The transcript is spliced from 3 exons. Lineage: Eukaryota; Metazoa; Chordata; Actinopteri; Moronidae.
CAGAGAAGCUGGUAACAGAGACGGUUGAGAAACGAGACUAUUUUGGCUAAAGCAACUUAUUUUUAAGAAAAGAGAUUGUAAGUAAUCUUUUUUAUUUUUAUUUUUAUUUUUUACUACAUAAUGUGCAAAUCUUCACCACCAUGUCUGACAACAACUCCAAGCCGAAGUCCAUGAGCAGAGCGAAAGGAUGGACGGCCGAUGUGGAAAACCUAUUCAGAUUCCAGCAGGCAGGCUACAGAGAUGAACUGGAGUACAUACAAGUCAAACAAGGGGCCUUGAUUGACAAAUGGCCAGAGACCGGCUUUGUGAAGAAGCUCCAACGUCGAGACGACACUUUUUAUUACUACAACAGGAAGAGGGAAUGUCAGGACCGUGAUGUCCACAAAGUUAAAGUCUAUGCAUAUUGAUAGUGCGCUGGACUUCAACUGGUAGCCUGUCAACAGAUACACCCACUUUGAUGAAGAAUACGGCCACUGUGUUUUCAGUAAAGGAAUUUUAAACUGCA